AUGGCGACCAAGACUGCUGGCGGAAACGCCGCUUUCCACAAUUUUCACAAUGAUUUCUCUCACAUUCAAGACCCCAAUGAGCGAAGACGGUUGGCUCUCGCAGAAAUCGACAAAGCACCUUUUGGUUGGUAUCACGUCCGAGCCAUCGUGGUUGCUGGUAUUGGUUUCUUUACCGAUGCCUACGAUAUUUUCGCCAUCAACAUGGUGACAGCCAUGUUGGGUGUUGUCUAUUGGCAAGACGCUGCAACCAAGCCUGGUACCAUCCCCUCCAACUCCGAUACUGCCAUCAAAGUUGCAACGUCCGGUGGUACGGUCCUCGGUCAAGUCGGUUUCGGAUGGCUCGCCGAUGUUGUUGGCCGAAAGAAGAUGUAUGGUCUGGAACUCAUCCUUAUCAUCUUUUGCACACUGGCUCAAGCUCUCUCCUCCGACUCUGCUGCUAUCUCGAUUGUUGGUAUCAUCAUCUUUUGGCGUGUGAUGAUGGGUAUCGGUAUUGGUGGUGACUAUCCAUUGAGUUCCAUUAUCACUUCCGAGUUCGCAACAACAAAAUGGAGAGGUGCCAUGAUGGGCUCUGUCUUUGCCAUGCAAGGUAUUGGCCAGUUCACUGCUGCCAUGGUCGCACUCUGCGUCACCACGGGAUUCAAGGAAUCUCUUAUUACCGCCAAGAAUGUCGCCGCCUGUGACGGAGUGUGCUUACUUGCAGUCGACAAGAUGUGGAGAGUCAUCAUCGGGUUUGGUGCAGUCCCCGGAUGCAUUGCCUUGUAUUUCCGCCUGACCAUCCCCGAAACCCCUCGAUACACCUUCGAUGUUGCCCGAGACACUGAGAAAGCUGUCGAGGAUGUCAAGGCCUACAAGUCGGGUGCUCACGAGGGAAAGCCUGAUGAGGUCAGCCGUGCUGGUGUACUCCAAGACUCUCGCGAGAGACUUGCUCCUCCCAAGGCAAGCUGGGCUGAUUUCUGGCGCCACUACAGCCAGUGGAGACACGGAAAGGUCCUCAUUGGAACGGCUGGUUCAUGGUUCUUCCUCGAUGUUGCCUUCUACGGUCUUGGUCUCAACAACUCCAUCAUCCUGCAGGCAAUCGGCUACUCCAAGGGAUCCAACGUGUAUCACAUCUUCCGCAACACCGCAGUCGGCAAUCUGAUCAUCGUCUGCGCCGGCGCCAUCCCAGGCUACUGGGUGACGGUAGCCACCGUGGACACGAUCGGCCGCAAACCCAUCCAGCUGAUGGGCUUCGUGAUCCUAACCGUCCUCUUCAUCGUCAUCGGCUUCGCGUACCACCACCUCUCGCAACACGCGCUCCUGGCCCUGUACGUCCUGGCGCAAUUCUUCUUCAACUUCGGGCCCAACGCGACGACCUUCAUCGUGCCGGGAGAAUGCUUCCCGACACGGUACCGAUCCACAUCGCACGGUCUCUCCGCAGCGUCCGGCAAGGUCGGCGCCAUCAUCGCGCAGGUCGUGUUCGGCCCGCUACGUACCAAAGGCCACGCCACGACCGACAACCCGUCCCCAUGGCUCAACCACGUCAUGCAGAUCUUCGCCCUCUUCAUGCUCUGCGGCAUCUUCACCACCCUCCUCAUCCCCGAGACCAAGCGCAAGACCCUCGAGGAGCUCGCCGGCGAGGUCCCCGGAACCCCCAACUACGACCCCGAGUCGUCCGGCCACCGCAAGGACUCGUACAUCCCCCCCACCGCCAGCGACAGCCACUCCGGUGAGAUCACGGAGUCGGCGGAGAAGUCGGUCGUUUGA
Messenger RNA from Exophiala bonariae, 1743 nucleotides. RefSeq names its product acid phosphatase pho5 (gene PHO5). Gene Ontology annotation, molecular function: phosphate transmembrane transporter activity. Gene Ontology annotation, cellular component: membrane. NCBI's taxonomy places the organism in Eukaryota, Fungi, Ascomycota, Eurotiomycetes, Chaetothyriales, Herpotrichiellaceae. The coding region runs from base 1 to 1743 and encodes 580 amino acids. The record is from RefSeq and is a predicted model, not a curated record. Gene Ontology annotation, biological process: transmembrane transport; phosphate ion transport. The transcript is spliced from 3 exons.